Molecule: messenger RNA, 4109 nt
Organism: Nannospalax galili (Upper Galilee mountains blind mole rat)
Lineage: Eukaryota; Metazoa; Chordata; Mammalia; Rodentia; Spalacidae
Gene: Sh3rf3
Product: SH3 domain containing ring finger 3
Exons: 10
Coding region: 28-2667 (879 amino acids)
Molecular function (GO): protein binding; metal ion binding
Source: RefSeq, a predicted model, not a curated record
CGAGCGGCCCGCGCCGGCGCCUCCCCCAUGCUGCUAGGAGCGUCCUGGCUGUGCGCGUCCAAGGCGGCCGCCACUCCGGCGCAGAGCGAGGGCGACGACAGGCAGGGUGAGCGGCGGCAGCGGCGGCCGGCCGACCCUGGGUCUGGCGAGGAUAUGGACGAGUCGUCGCUGCUGGACUUGCUGGAAUGCUCCGUGUGCCUGGAGCGCCUGGACACCACGGCCAAGGUGCUGCCAUGCCAGCACACCUUCUGCCGCCGCUGCCUGGAGAGCAUCGUGUGCUCCCGCCACGAGCUCCGCUGUCCCGAGUGCCGCAUCCUGGUGGGCUGCGGCGUGGACGAGCUGCCCGCCAACAUUCUGCUGGUGCGCCUGCUGGACGGCAUCCGCCAGCGGCCCCGUCCGGGCGCUAGCCCCGGGAGUAGUCCGCCCGCGCGCCCCGGCCCUAGCACGUCCCCAGCGCUCGCAGGCGGCGGGGGCGGCGCGACAGGCAGCGCCCCGGGUUCUCCGGUCUUCCUCCCUGCGGCGGCGGGCAGCUCCACCUCCAGCUUGUGCGACCUGGCGACCAGCAGGAGCACACCCGUGGCCAAGAAUCUAUCCCAGCUUCCCUAUGGCAAGGCCCUCUACAGCUAUGAAGGGAAGGAACCUGGUGACCUCAAAUUCAACAAAGGGGACAUCAUCAUCCUGAGACGCAAGGUAGAUGAUAAUUGGUACCAUGGGGAGCUGCAGGGCACGCAUGGCUUCCUCCCAGCCAGCUACAUCCAGUGUGUCAGGCCCUUGCCACAGGCCCCACCCCAAGGCAAAGCACUUUAUGAUUUUGAGAUGAAGGACAGAGACCAAGACAAGGAUUGUCUGACCUUCACUAAGGAUGAAGUUUUAACUGUGAUCCGAAGAGUGGAUGAUAAUUGGGCAGAAGGCAUGCUGGGAGACAAGAUCGGCAUUUUCCCCCUCUUGUAUGUGGAGCUCAACGACUCUGCCAAGCAGCUCAUUGAGAUGGACAAGCCAUGCUCUGCUGCUGCCACUGCAUACAGCUGUGAUGCCCUCUUGUCCUCUGACUCCAGCACGGUGGCUAGUGUGGCCUCCGGUCCCACCCUAAGUAGCUCAGGGGCAGUCAGUGCCUUUCAACGGCGUGUGGACAGCAAGAAGAAUGCCAAGAAGCGCCACUCCUUCACUGCACUCAGCGUGACACACAAAUCCUCACAGGCUGCCAGCCAUAGGCACUCCAUGGAAAUUAGUGCUCCGGUGUUGAUCAGCUCCAGUGACCCACGUGCUGCAGCCAGGAUUGGGGAGCUCGCCCAUCUGUCCUGCACCACACCCACCCAGGACUCUUCUUCAGCUGGACCUAUUCCCACAGCCAUCCCACGAGCUGCUGCAGUAGCUGGAGAACAGAGCCCGUCUCCCAAAGUCCAGCUGCCCCUCAAUGUGUACUUGGCCCUCUAUGCAUACAAGCCCCAGAAGAAUGACGAACUAGAAUUGCGCAAGGGUGAGAUGUACCGUGUGCUCGAGAAGUGCCAGGAUGGCUGGUUCAAGGGGGCCUCACUGAGGACCGGGGUCUCCGGAGUGUUCCCCGGAAACUAUGUGACACCUGUCUCCAGGGUUCCUGGAGGAGGGGCUGGGUCACCGUGGAAUAAUGUGCUUGGAGGGUCUCCGUUGGCCAAGGGGAUGGCAACCACCAUGCACCCUGGUGGUGGAAGUCUGAGCAGCCCAGCCACUGCCACAAGGCCUGUUCUGCCCCUCACCACACCACAGGCCCACACGCAGCUCCCAGCUGCCUCCCUACCGACAGGCAGCUGCCUUCGGCACACAGCCCAGACAACAGCCAGCCAGGCCCAUGGCACCAUCCCAACAGCUACCCACCCUUCAACCCAGGCCCAGGACCGACCAACUGCCACCGUGUCACCCCUGCGCACUCAGAACUCUCCAUCCCGCCUGCCUGUCACCAGCCUUCGACCCCGCCCUGUGGUGUCCCCACAGCACAGCCAGCAGCCCCUGCUGCAGACUUGUCCCCGGCCAGCCAUCCCCUUCACAUCAGCAGCAUCGGCCAUCACACCUCCCAAUGUCAAUGCUGCCAACCUCAAUGGUGAGGUUGGAGCAGCAACCAUUGGUGGCCUAGCCACAUCCAGCCCUACCAACACAGGGUGCAAGACAGAUGACAAGAAAAAUGAAAAGAGAGAGAAGAAGAGUGGGCUGCUGAAACUGCUUGCUGGGGCAUCUACCAAGAAGAAGCCACGCUCCCCACCAUCAGUAUCUCCAACCCAUGAUCCCCAAUCAGCCAUGGAUGCCUCACUGCAAGGCGCCAUGGGUCCUGAAGUGUCCCCAGUAUCCAUCCAUGGCAGGGCAGGUUCCUGCCCCAUAGAGAGCGAGAUGCAGGGGGCCAUGGGGCUGGAGCCACUGCACAGAAAGGCAGGAUCCUUGGAUCUGAAUUUCUCCUUAUCCCCCUCUCGGCAUGCAACUCUAUCUAUGGCCGCCAUCCAUCCUGAGCCUAAGCCGCUACCCAGAGAGAGGUACCGUGUGGUGGUCUCCUACCCUCCACAGAGCGAAGCAGAGAUUGAGCUCAAAGAAGGUGAUAUUGUCUUCGUGCACAAGAAGCGUGAGGACGGCUGGUUCAAGGGGACUCUGCAACGGAAUGGCCGUACAGGCCUCUUCCCAGGCAGCUUUGUGGAGAGCUUCUGAGGGCUACUGCUCCUGCCCAGCCCUGCCAGUAGAGGCAGCCUCACCGCCUAGGGUCCAGGGCCUUUCUAAGGCACCUGUCAAGAAAACUGGACUGGGGCAGGGUCUUGAUUGUGAAAGUUGAGCUUUCAUGUGAAGAAGCCCUAACCAAAAGCACACAUGGGUGUCCUUCAAGAUCAUGCGAUGAAUCUGAAUGAGCAUCAGGACAGAGAAGUUAACCACAUGGGCAAAGGCACCUAUAUGCCAUCCAGCAGUUGAAGUGGUACUAGCUGUCUGUGCAAGGUUGGGAGCUGGGGAGGCUACAGGGCUGGGCCAUGGGCUGGGGCUGAUAGCAAUGAAAAAUGUCUUUCCUGGCUGCUCUGGGCAUCAUCACUCUAUAUACCUCGGUCACCCACCACUGGGCCAGUAGCAAGGGCAUUUAUGGUUCAGAAGCCUCAUAUGAGGCCUGUGAAUCUCCCAUAGUGUGCCAGUGGGGUCCUGUUGGGCACUAGAGCAGAAUCCCUGAGGCUUUGUCUCCUGCCAGGAUUAUAAGGAACACCUUCUGUUUCACCACCAAUGUCUCUCUGAAUUGCUUCCUUCCUAUGGCAUCUUUUUAAUGUACAACCCUUAGACUUUAUAUAUUUCUAAUAGGUCAGACAUUGCCUAUUUUUCAUACAUCUGGUGCUGAUUUUUUGUAAAACUAGAAAUUAUUUGGGUAAGCUUCAAAGAAAAAGUGUCUGAGGUGACAUCAAAGGGAAGUUUUAUAUAUUUUCCAUAUGAAGUUUGGUGCACACUGAGGAGUUCCUGUCCUCAACAUGAGAUUGUUGGCCAGUGUUCCGUGAGGUGUGAGGGUCUGCUGAGAUGGUUGCAGGGAACUGGAGACAGCCUAAACGCCCAGCACUACCUAGAGAGGAAUGAUCAUGAUUCCCAGAACUAGAAACUUUCAGGGAUCCUGCCCUCCCAUGUGGCCGUAAAAAGAGCAUGCGGGUUGGCCCCAGCCUAGGAAAAAGAAACUUCCUUUGAUUGCAUCAGAGAGAAUGACUACAGCUAACAUCUUAAAAAAAUUUCUUCCCAUCAAAACAUAGUUUUACCACAACCCUGAUCACCACCUUGCAAAUUUGGUUUCUGUUCUAGAGACCAAAGGUACAGUGAGAACAAGAAUCUGAGGCAUGGCUACAGCUUGUAGGGCCUGAGCUGCUGCAAAGGGAGAGGGGAAGGGCUCGUUUGAUCCCAAGGCCUUCCCAUAAAUCCAUUGGCACAAAGCUUGCUUCCUAAGAAGCUGGCCCUGAAGGGCUCUGUCAGCAAGUGUGAGAUUCACACUUCAGGAACACAUUUUUGUCAUUUGUGGGGCUGGAGACAAAUGGCUUAGCGGUUAAGAACACUGGCUGUUCUUGCAGAAGACCUGGGUUUUAAUCCCAGCACCCAAAUGACAGCUAACAACUGUCCCAUAACUCCAGUUCCAGGGG